AUGACCGCACCGCCGCGGCAGCCGGCUUCUUUGUCUUAUUGCCCGAGCAUGCCGCCGGAUUCAGCCAGGAUCCCCUCUACACCCGGCCGCGCCAUGGUGAUGCCCGGGCACUCGCAGAUGAUGGCAACUCCUCGGAACAAGGACCAGAGCAACGUCUCCCAGCAGCAUCGUCCGGGGUAUCAGCCAGGACCUCCUGUCGUGGUUGCAUAUCCAGCCCAGCAGAGCAAGGCAGCCUGGACUGGCGAGCUCCCGCGUAUGCCCAUGUCCGCACGCAAAGACCUACACCCCGGCCUUUCCCUGAAUGCUCCGCCACGUCGGCCGCCUGCUUCUCUGUCCUACAGCCCCAGCUUGGUCGUGAACUCCAAUCAGGUCCAGCCUCGGGGCUCCACGUCCUACUGCCCCAGCUUGCUCACAAAUGCAGCGAGAGCUAGCCCGGUGCAUCAAACACGCGGGUCUGCGUCCUACUGUCCCAACUUGGUGGCGGAAGCUGGCCAAACGAGUUCUGGUCAGAACAAUGGAUCGAUGUCUUAUUGCCCCAGCUUCGUGGACGUGGCCAAAGCGAAUUUGGUCCGCGGCCAGAAGGGAGGGUCCUUGUCCUACUGCCCCAGCUUGGCAGUUGAUGUGGCCAAAGCGAAUUCCACCCAUGGCACGACUGCUUCCCCGCUGGCGGGCUGCGAGACCAUGAUCGCCACUCCGAAUUCCAAGGACGUUGCAGCCAUAGGCCAGCAGUACCAUGCGAUGUGCCCCCAGCCCGGGCUGCCAAAUUGCCAGUCUCUGGUCAUUGCAUAUCCGGCCCAGCAGAGACGGCCGAACUGGAUGCGGGAGCUGCCGAAUCUGCAGUUCGCGUCCGCAUACUUCUCGAAGCAGCAUCCAGCGAAGGUCAGCACAGGAAUGCCAAAUGCCGAUGCUGUCCUGGAAGGGCUCGACUACUUGGGAAUCGCGGAUGGCGUCUCAGGCGUGCAUCACCUCGGCUUGACGCCGGAUGCCCUGCCCUGGGAGCUGCUCCGAUCUUGCGGCAAAGGGCUCUUCGCCGCCUCUGCACGCGGCGAGCCGAAGCCGGGAAAGGAGAUGAAACCGUGGAUCACACGCCUGAUCCAGGAGUCCUACGACACCACGACGGAGUUGGGAGCUACGACCAUGCUCCUUGCCGCCCUGAAGGGCCACAGCCUGGUAACUGCCUGCCUUGGCGACAGCGCCAUUCUGAUCCUCCGGCCGGUCUCUGUCGCACCGCUGCGACUGCAGCGGAUCUUCAAGACGGAGCCGGGUCGUUACGAUGAGCGCCGGCCGGUACAAAUCCAGCGUCUAGAAGGUCUGGAUGGAAUUAGUGCGGAGGAGGUCAUCGAAGGUGCCGCGGUCGCGGUCACUCCCAUUCAGCCUGGAGAUUUCCUCAUUCUGGGUACAGACGGCCUGCAGCUCGCCAUGACGGUCCCAUAA
Symbiodinium sp. CCMP2456 is the source of this 1434-nucleotide messenger RNA. NCBI's taxonomy places the organism in Eukaryota, Dinophyceae, Suessiales, Symbiodiniaceae. The record is from the annotation of a GenBank genome assembly.